This is a messenger RNA of Cantharellus anzutake, 534 nucleotides long. RefSeq lists its product as uncharacterized. The record is from RefSeq and is a predicted model, not a curated record. Lineage: Eukaryota; Fungi; Basidiomycota; Agaricomycetes; Cantharellales; Hydnaceae. The transcript is spliced from 6 exons. The coding region runs from base 1 to 534 and encodes 177 amino acids.
AUGUUUCCAAAAGACACCUCAUUUCCGGCUGGAAUUCGAUGUGACAAGGCGGUAUCCGGCUCCGACGAAGAACAGAGAAGAAGAGACCUUGGGAUGACGAGGCACACGGCGCUCCCAGUCCGUGAAGAUCCGAUAAACAACACCUCUAUCCCAUUGAUUUUUGGCAACAAUAAGAAUAUCAGUGAGUUAGAGAAGCAGAUGGAAAAGCGGAGAGAUUCUAAGAAGUUAUUACACUACUGCAAGGUUCAAGUGGCCGAGCAUCGAGGAUUAUGGAUCGGGUUAGGACCAGAAGGCACGCAGGCGAACCAAAAUCGUCACAUUGGCUUCCAGUGGCCCAACAACUGUGGCUUUCCCAUCGCUAGCUGCAGGCAUUUGCUACAUUUCGAAGCCGGGCUAGCCCAUUUCUCUCGUCCGCCACGGGAAGAAAACGAAGCAAGGGUGACGAGCUUGAUACUGGCCAAGAAGGGGUUAAAAGAUAUUACCAAGGGGGCUUGCUUGGCCUCGAAAGGAGAACAAUCGUUUCUAUCAGCGUGA